Verruconis gallopava is the source of this 2507-nucleotide messenger RNA. RefSeq lists its product as uncharacterized. The transcript is spliced from 3 exons. Gene Ontology annotation, biological process: phosphatidylinositol dephosphorylation. Bases 176 to 2281 code for a protein of 701 amino acids. Gene Ontology annotation, molecular function: phosphatidylinositol-4-phosphate phosphatase activity. The record is from RefSeq and is a predicted model, not a curated record. Lineage: Eukaryota; Fungi; Ascomycota; Dothideomycetes; Venturiales; Sympoventuriaceae. Gene Ontology annotation, cellular component: endoplasmic reticulum.
GGCCAAGUCAGCUUAGCUACGGCGCGAAUCAAGCCAGCAAACAAUCACGGCGCUUCCCAAGUCGUGCUCCGGGCUAUCCAGCACACGCUUCUCCAUACCCUACAUCCCCGUGUCUCGCCGCCGUCCUGCCUCCGUCUCUGCUGGCCCCUUACAGCCAAACACGCGGGCCCUCGUCAUGGCCGCUGUCCCUUUUCCCUAUCGUGACAUCAAUGUGCACGCUUCACCCUCCCAUUACUCCUUCACGUCUCCGUCGUCCCCCAAUGCGCCUACGCUCGUUGUAGAUCGCCCCUCGGGCGACUUGAGGCUCAGCGAUGAGAAGCUGCUCGGCACGAGGAGGGUGUCCAGCAUCGCUGGCAUACUGGGCAUCAUAAGUUUGCGCCUGGACAAGUACAUCAUCACCGUCACAAAGGCCGCCCCCAUGGGCCGUCUGAAGGGCCAUAUGAUAUAUCGCGUCGUCUCCACCGAGUUCCUUCCUCUCCGCGAGAGACCAUUGCACGACCCCGAGGAGGACACGUACCUGCACCUGCUCAAGAACGCGAUCGCCACCAACCCUAUGUAUUUCUCGUACACGUUUGACAUCACCAACUCUUUCCAGCGCCAGGCGGAAUCCAACGUGACAGACCCCAUGUGGAAGCGAGCUGACAAUCGUUUCUUCUGGAACCGUUAUCUACAAAGCGACCUAAUUGAGCUGCGACAGGGCAAGACGAGGUUCGGGCACCAUGGCGAGCUACCAGCUGUGGAUCCGUUCAUACUCCCGGUAAUUUCGGGCAUGCUUCGCAUAACCAACACGUCGAUCAAGGGCAACCCUCUUACUUUUGUGCUCAUCACAAGGAGAUCUAGGUUCCGGGCUGGCACUCGUUAUCUAUCUCGCGGAAUUGACGAGGACGGGAACGUUGCUAACUUCAACGAGACUGAGCAAGCGAUCAUUUUGAAUGAUGAUACCUCAAAGGGCACCGUCAGCUACGGCGGUGAUCAGGGUAUGCAGAAUGGUAGAGUCCCUGGCAAAGAGCCUCAGGUACUAUCCUACGUGCAGACGAGAGGUAGUGUUCCGGUUUAUUGGACCGAAAUAAAUACCCUCCACUAUACACCUAAGUUGCAAGUCCGUGGCGUGGAAACGGCGGUCAAUGCUGCUAAGCGCCACUUCGAGGAGCAGAUCAACCUGUAUGGCGAGAACUAUCUUGUCAACCUAGUGAACCAAAAAGGUCGCGAGCGACGGGUCAAGGAGGCCUAUGAGCAGAUGGUUCGUCUUCUUGUCUCAUCGCCCUCCGAAGCGGUGGAGAGCGAUGCGCGAACACGUGAGAAGUUCGACAUAAUAGAGCCGCGCAAGAGCAGGACUGAUUUUGAUCGCCUGCACUACGUCUACUUUGACUUCCACAACGAGACCAAGGGGCUACAAUGGCAUCGAGCCAAACUUCUGUUGCAGCAGCUGGAGCGACCAAUCCUCGCUGGUGGGUAUUUCCGUGGGGUUGACAUGCCCGGCCACUCGGAUGGUCGCAUGGAGAUUCGAAACAAGCAAUCUGCGGUUGUGCGCACAAACUGCAUGGAUUGUUUGGAUCGCACGAAUGUUGUGCAAAGCAUGCUCGGCCGAUUCAUCCUCACGCGCAUGCUGAUCGACCUUGGGCUGCUUAGGGAAGGCGAGGAAGUCUCCGACGACCAGGCCUUCGAGCACCUCUUCCGCAACGUGUGGGCCGACAACGCGGACGUAGUGUCCAAGUCGUAUUCGGGCACUGGGGCUCUGAAAACGGACUUCACGCGCUUGGGCGUACGGACAAAGAAAGGCGCGUUCAACGACUUCACAAACUCGGCCACACGCUACUUGAAAAACAACUUUGCGGACGGCCCCAGGCAGGACGGUUUCGAUUUGUUUCUGGGCUACUACUCACCUGCGCAGGCAAGCCCCGGAUCGGGCAACGUGUUCGUAGACCGUAGACCGCUUGCCAUUCAGGCUGUCCCGUACAUACUAUUUGCCUGCAUAUUCCUCGUGCUCGUAGGCAGCUUUGCAAGGCGGGACCCUGAGUCAGUGAUCUGGCCAUUUAGACUGCUCAUGAUUGUCGCGUUAGUGUGUGCUGGGCUAACUGGCCGGUUUGUUUUUACGCAUGGUCCUCUCUAUGUCAACUGGCCCAAACUUAACCCGCGACCGUGGGCACUGGAAGCCUACGAAGAAGCGCUCGGACGCGCUAGGCACGAACCCGUACUCAGUUCGUUCAUCAAGUCCCAUGAGCGGGGCAGGAGUAUGGCGAACAUUGGAUAUAUGGAGGAGGGCAAGAAGAGAAUCGAGUAACAUCAUUGAUCCGUAUUCGCCUCCUUUUGUGUAUUUGAAUAUCGUGUGGUUUCCUUUGUCAUGUAUCAUAUGGCGGAUUUGAGGGUUUCAUCUGUUGAAGCAUAGACAUAUCACAAGAGUGAGGCCAUGCUUGAGGCUUCAAACUCGCAAUUGAACUCAGGAAUCGCAAAGUGGAUUUGCGACAAACACGCAGAGCAACACAUACAUUCAUACGUCCAAAUCAAAC